GUCAUCUCCUUGAUGCCAAUUUAUCUAUGAAUAACAAGACUAAGCUCAAGUCGGCAGCCAGUAGGAGAGGCAGUUAUAAGAGGGCCUCUUUCAAAGCUAAUACAACUGCUGAUGAGCUAGUGGAUGGCCCUGUUCCAGAUAGUGUUUUUAAAGCGAUUAAUGCGAUAUUGAUCCCUAUUAAGGAAAAUAUCAAGAAUCUUGAGUAUGACAUGAAGGAUGCCUUCGCUCAGUUAGGGCUGAAGGCUGGCCCACAAGAGAUGCUAGAACUUGACAGGAGGUUUGAGCUUUACUGAACAGAUUACAAAUUUUCGACAUUUGAAAGAAGCAUUUACAACAAACAAUAGAUGAAAUGAUGGAACAACUUCGUGAAGAGAUUAAGGAAGUUCAUGAUUUUGCAGAUUCCAGGGUCAGCUAUGAAGGUCUUCAGGAGCAUGUCGAAAUUUUACGUGCAGAAAUGGGGCAGAUAACUACAAAACUGGUAGAUUUGAAGAAGUUAGACAUGAUCCAAAACACUAUUGACCAGCAAAUCUAUGAAAUUCGUAAAAAGCAAGGUGCUAGAGACACCACUAUCGAUAAUAUAAUCGUAAAAUUUGGGGAUAUGUCAAAAAGAAUGGAGAAUUUUAGCUUGAAAGAAGAUGUUAAACUAGAUAUUCAGCAGUUAUGGAACCAUUUCGAUCAUUUCCCAAAAAUAAGUAAAUUAGCUAAGUAUAAAGAUGAGAUCACCCCUAUUGUUGAUAAGUGCAAGGAAGAUGUAGAAUAUCUCAGCAAAGAGGUUGAUAAAAGUAAGAAAAUUAUCUCCAGAUUUGAUGAAGUUAUGCUCGAGAAGGCCUCCAAAUUCUCUGUUGACCAACUCCGUAAAGAAUGCACACAAACUUAUGCUAAGUUACGUGAGUUUAAUGAGUUCAAAAUAAUAACUGCUGAUGAUGAAAGAGAGAUUAAAAAUGAGAUUGCUGAAAUUAAGUCUAUUUUGGAAGAGUCUCAUGAUAAACUUUUCAUAAAACUUAGUGACUCUAUGGAUAGGUAUGCUAAAAUUUUGAAUGCUUCGUAUGGAAAACCUGUCAAUGCAAGCGAACUUCACAUGCAUCUUAAUUGUAAGGCUGAUAAAUCAGAGACUGAAGGUCAAUUCGAUGUGAAAGCUGAUAAGAAAGAACUCAAUUUAACCGAUCAAAAUAUUACUGCUUUACAUGAGCAACUUAACCAGCUGGGUGUGCUACUUUGAGAGUACGUCCAACUCGAUUUCAAUGAUCCUCUCGAAUCAAAAUCUAAGAUAAUUAAAGAUAAGAAAGAGUUUAUAAAGAACAUGAAAAUUUACGUGAACUGGAUUAGGAAACCCUUGGAUUCAGACUCUCCAAAAUUCACUAAGCACAAGAAGAAGGAGAUUAAGAAGAAAUAACAAUACCUUCUUACUUGACAGUAAACCAAUGAGCAUCAGACCUCUAACCUCUCUUUCGAAAGCCUCUUUUGAACAAAAGAAUCAGAAGAAGGAGAAGCAUAAAAAUCGUUCGAAGAAUAAUUUGAAAAGAUACAUGUUUUCUCUUGUUCACAAGAGAGAUAGGAGCCAACAGAAAAGUUCUCAAGAUGAUAAUGAUAGCCCCAGGCCUCUAUCUCCUGAUUCCCAGAUCAGAAUAGAAAACAAGCAAAAGAUAGUUUUCCCAGACCAGCCAGCUCAGAUGAUCAAAAUGUGGUCAAGAAAUAGGUUGUUGAAGAAGUCAAUUUCAAGGAACAUUUUUACACCAGAGCCAAAAUCAACCGAGUACAUCAGACCUGAUCAUGGAAAAAGGAAUACUUCUCAAUUGGUAGACUCUACUAAGUACCUUCCAUUUAUGAGUCCUAUUAAUGAUUAGAAGGAUUUCAAUGCG
This is a messenger RNA of Moneuplotes crassus, 1859 nucleotides long. The record is from the annotation of a GenBank genome assembly. Lineage: Eukaryota; Ciliophora; Spirotrichea; Euplotida; Euplotidae.